AUGUCUAUUAGGCUCCUGGCCAUUUUCUGCCUUUCUGUGUGGUUCCUGUCGGGAGCAUUAUCUACCAGGAGUGGAGUUAAUCCACACGGAUGUCAGGUAUGGAGUCUAACGGAGGUAACAUGCACGCACGCGUUCCUCCACACAUAUGUCCCACCAGACCUGCCUGCGUCCAUUCUGCGACUGGAUCUACAGGGAAACGACAUAACGCAACUCCUCGUACAGCCUCUAGAUGCUCUAAAGAACUUGCAGUACUUGGAUUUGAGUUGGAACCGAAUAGAGUAUAUAGAAAACGGAACAUUUGCCUCCAUGACAAAUUUGCGGACUCUGAACUUAUCAAGAAAUGGUUUAGGAGACUCUCAGUGGUCCAACAUAACCUCGUCUCUUCCCUCCCUACAAACUCUCAUCCUUUGGGCCAACCGUCUGCAUCACAUAAACAGGUGGUCAUUCAGGGGACUACAAAAUCUGACUUUCUUGGACCUUGGCUCAAAUGUCAUCAAUGUUGGAGAGUGUGCGUUUUGUGGACUACAAAAACUACAAAGACUCGAAAUAUACGGUAACGACUUAAUUACCCUUCCCAGUCGACUUUUUCAUCCUGAGUCAGAACUACAGGCGCUGGACCUGUCGAACAAUUUGCUUUCUGAUGAUGUUUUAGAGAAGGAGGAACUCUGGUCAGGAUUAGUAAAACUACAAGUAUUGUAUGUACCAGGAAACUACUUCUCCAUUCCAAAAUUUGCACAGUCCUUUAGGAACCUAACAUCCCUUAACACCAUUAACAUGUCCGGUAACAAAAUACAACAGUUCCGCUUUCAAAACGUAGUUCCCUUGUUGAACGCACCAAUCCAUGUUUUGAUUUUUAGUUACAAUCCGAUUUCCAUAUUUGAAGAAGGCAUUCUGUUUCGGCUCCGAUAUUUGAACACAUUAUACCUCUACGAUACGUCUAUUCCGUCUUCACAAUUGCAAAAGAUACUACCAGAAUUGCAACAUACAAAGAUACAAAAGCUAGAAUUGGGACCAGCUCCAGGCAACUUUGCCAUAGAUAAUACAACUUUUGGACGACUGCCAGCUUUAGAGGAACUGAGUAUUUACGGCUCGUACCUGGAGGAGAAUAACGUUACUAUCAGUGAUGAAAAUGCAUUCAUAGGAUUAGAGAGAUUAGCAAAAUUACAGCUGCAACGAAACAGUAUCCAGACUUUACCAGACAAUGUUUUUGAGCCCCUGGUUGCUCUUACUUAUCUGGAUUUGGGCUCAAAUAAUUUGAACAUCAUUUUACCCACACUUUUCAAAGGGCUCUUAAAUCUUCAGUGGCUAGAUCUAUCUAGUAAUAGCAUUACUCAAAUUAAUAAUACGACAUUCAUAGGGCUAAAUUUUCUGACCCACCUUGAUCUAUCCGACAAUUGGCUAACCACAGCUACCCUGAAUAUCGUAGGACAGAGUGUCAAGUCUAUUGAUUUGAAGGCAAAUAACAUCGGAGCUCUAAAAGCAAAUCAAUUCUCAGGUCUUCCGAAUUUAGUCUCGUUGUGCCUACAAAGUAACAGGAUUAUAACCAUUGAACCUCGUGCAUUCCAAGGUCUAGGAAAAUUAGAGGAACUUGAUCUGAGUUUCAACAAAAUUGCCACUAUCACGAGUAGGAUGUUUGAAGGCCUUGAAAAUGUUACAAACUUAAAUCUUGAUCUAAACCAUGUACUGGAAGAAAUCGAACCGCAUGGUUUUUAUGGUUUAUGGCGUUUGAAAAGUCUUAAAAUUGUAAAGAAUUUGAAAAGAAUUUCGUCGUAUGCUUUCUCUGGUUUGGAUAGUUUAACAUUCUUAGACCUCAGUUAUAAUGAGAUUGCCCAAGUGAGAAGGCAUGCAUUUGACGGUUUACCUAAAUUGGACAUAUUUCUUUUGGUUAAGAACAAAAUCGCCGUCUUCGAAGAAGAGACAUUUGGGCAUGUCGUUCGGCAAGCUUCUCAAAUUCAGUUUGAACAGAACCCGUUCUACUGUGAUUGUAAGCUUCUCUGGUUUGUGGAGUGGGCGAGGAAUAACCCCGAUAUAGUAUAUUCCAAUAAUCGCGAUUUGUACAAGUGUACUGGACCCCCAGAAUACGCGGAUACGAUAUUAGCAAACUUUUACAUCAACUGCACGUCACCUAUAGACAACGAAUUUCAGCCUAACCUGCCACUAGCCUGUGCAUUAUCCUCUUCAGCCAUUCUGUUCUACAUGUUUGCAGUGUUUAUUAGCUAUUACCAUUGGAAGAUUAAGUACCUAAUGUUCUUGCUAAGACGUAGAAAUGAGGACGAUGAAGAACCAAUGAGAGGCCGGAGGUUUGUGUACGAUGCCUUCGUAGCACAUAACAGCGAGGACAUUAGGUGGGUGGUGCACGAACUCUGCCACAACUUAGAAGAUGUCCAAGACCAACCCAGAUACAAACUCUGUAUCCACCAGAGAAACUUCCUACCCGGUGCCCCCAUUGUAAACAACAUCGUCAAAGCAAUCGAAACCAGCCGGAAAACCAUCUGCGUGUUGACCAGGAGCUUCCUGCGGAGCGGCUGGUGUGAGUUCGAGCUGCAGCUGGCUCAGACUCCGGACAACUUGUUUGGCAAGGGCGGCAGUUGUCGGCUGAUCCUUGUCUUCUUGGAGAAGAUUCCGCGACCGCUGCUGAAGAAGUACAAACACUUGGAGGCCGUGAUGGACCGGGACACGUACCUGGAGUGGCCGGGGGACGCACGGGGCAGGCCGCUGUUCUGGAGACGUCUGCGAGCCGCCUUGGGGAAACCCGUGAACAAUGAACAGGCUGGAGACCGUGGCAUGAGAGACGACGAAAACCACGAACUCGUGCCGUUGUUAAGGGUGUAA
This is a messenger RNA of Branchiostoma floridae (Florida lancelet), 2832 nucleotides long. Its product is annotated as toll-like receptor 13. Gene Ontology annotation, molecular function: protein binding; transmembrane signaling receptor activity. Gene Ontology annotation, cellular component: membrane. The record is from RefSeq and is a predicted model, not a curated record. The coding region runs from base 1 to 2832 and encodes 943 amino acids. The transcript has a single exon. Gene Ontology annotation, biological process: immune response; inflammatory response; toll-like receptor signaling pathway. NCBI's taxonomy places the organism in Eukaryota, Metazoa, Chordata, Leptocardii, Amphioxiformes, Branchiostomatidae.